Glycine soja is the source of this 1578-nucleotide messenger RNA. RefSeq names its product probable ADP-ribosylation factor GTPase-activating protein AGD14. The record is from RefSeq and is a predicted model, not a curated record. Gene Ontology annotation, molecular function: GTPase activator activity. Bases 1 to 1578 code for a protein of 525 amino acids. Lineage: Eukaryota; Viridiplantae; Streptophyta; Magnoliopsida; Fabales; Fabaceae. The transcript has 8 exons.
AUGGGAAAUCCGAAGACAGAAGAGGAAAGGAUUGAAAGAGUAAUUCGGAGUCUUUUAAAACUUCCAGAAAAUAGAAGAUGCAUCAACUGCAAUCUUUUGGGACCACAAUAUGUGUGUACAACUUUCUCAACAUUUGUCUGCACAAAUUGCAGUGGAAUACACCGGGAGUUUACUCAUAGAGUUAAAUCUGUGUCAAUGGCUAAAUUUACUCCAGAAGAAGUCACUGCUCUUCAAGCAGGUAGCAAUGAGAGAGCAAAGCAGAUUUAUUUUAAAGAAUGGAAUCCUCUGCGCCAUUCUUAUCCCGAUUCCUGUAAUAUACACAAACUUCGAGAUUUCAUUAAGCAUGUAUAUGUGGAAAGAAGAUAUACUGGUGAAAGUUGUGGUAGCAGUCUUCCUAGGAUUAAAAUGAGUGAGAAGGAGGAGUCUUUUGCAAGUAAGAAAAGUAGUUCAUUUCGUUUUGAAAUCAUAAGUCCUCAUUCAAGUUCGGGUCCAAGAAGUGAUGACAAGAAUCUCAGAUAUAUAUAUGAUGAAAGCAGAAGUCCUAGAUAUACACAAAAGUAUGCAAGGCACACCGGCCUCUCCAGAAAUCCUAUAAAAAUUGAAGUUGUUGAUGACAGGUUCCAAGAUGAUGAACGUAGAAAUCGCAGGCUUUCAAACAUAGCAUCAAAGCUAAAACAAAUUUCAAUUGACGGUCAGAAGAAUGUGGACAAAUCCCAACUUCCCGUUGAACGUCCUUUGGGAGAAAUAUUAAGGGAGAAUGCUUCAUCUCUACAAGCCACACAUUCUUGUGGCAAGGGUUCUGUUGAGGAAAAUCUAUCUGAACAAAAAAAUAAUAAUCCAGAAAGGUCCAUUGAUUUGAGUUCUAAGUCUCAGGCUACUCAUUCUGCUGCUGGAGGUAGACCGGAAUUACCACAUACAACACAAUCAAAUGAAAGUAACUGGGCCAUAUUUGGAGCUUCAACAGAGAACAAUGAUCCUACAACUCCAGACACAAAUACCUCGAAACCUUCAACAAAAAAGACAGCAUCUGAAGCAGCAAUACCUGCAAAAAAUCCUGUAGACCUUUUACUUUUCGAAUUAUCAGGUCCUGUGACUCCAGUUACCGGUGGCAUGUCACAAGCCGCAAGUGGUACUAAUAAUGAUCCAACAACUACAACAGUAGAUAAUGGCACUACUUGGGACUUUCCAUCUACUUCAGUAGGGCAGACAACUGCAUCACCCAACAAUACUAGUGUUUGGUCAUUCACAUCAACCCCAGCCACUGAGUCAGCACAGCCUUCUAACGAAGUUCCUCUACAUACUGAAGUUUCAUAUGCAUAUAAAACAUCAAGCAUGCAAUAUGUUCCUUCUGUAUCAACAGUUUGUAGUUCAACCACACAACCAAUAAAUUCACCAGUCAAAGAUGUAGCUUCAAAUAAUCAGCCAUCAGUUACUCCUAGUACAAAUAACUCUUCAUGGGGUUUUACUGAAAUAUCUUCUCAAACUACCUCAAAACCUACUCAUGAAACCAGGUCUAGUGGAAGACUGGAACUUCCAGAGGUAACAUAUUUAGCCUCUGUCAUUAGCUUUUUCUUUUAA